This is a messenger RNA of Ceratina calcarata, 945 nucleotides long. Its product is annotated as Cytochrome c heme lyase. The record is from RefSeq and is a predicted model, not a curated record. Gene Ontology annotation, cellular component: mitochondrion. Gene Ontology annotation, molecular function: holocytochrome-c synthase activity. Gene Ontology annotation, biological process: cytochrome c-heme linkage. The coding region runs from base 21 to 629 and encodes 202 amino acids. Lineage: Eukaryota; Metazoa; Arthropoda; Insecta; Hymenoptera; Apidae. The transcript has 2 exons.
GCAGAUUCGUUAUGGUCUAAAUGAAAUCGCAGAUGCCACCAGCUAAUCAGCAACCGGCACCGGAUCAGCCAUUCCCACUGCCAACAGACAGACAAGUGUCUUCGAUACCGAAAGCACAGGGAGAAGAGCCAUUCUGGGUUUAUCCAUCCCAGCAGAUGUUCUGGAACGCGAUGUUAAGGAAAGGCUGGCGUUGGAAGAACGAUGACAUCAACCCGAAGGACAUGGACGAUAUUAUUAAGAUUCACAAUGCAAAUAACGAGCAGGCUUGGCAAGAAGUAUUGAAAUGGGAGGCACUUCACGCGAGGGAAUGCGGCACUCCGAAAUUGCGAAGCUUUGGUGGCAAAGCGAAACAGUACUCGCCACGUGCACGCAUUCGAUACUGGAUGGGAUACGAGCUACCGUUUGACCGUCACGACUGGAUCGUGGACAGAUGCGGAAAGGACGUGCGGUACGUUAUAGAUUACUACGACGGUGGUGCGAUCGACGAGAAGUACACGUUCGCGUUGCUAGACGUGAGACCGGCGAUGGACUCGUUGGAAAAUGUUUGGGACCGAAUGAGGGUCGCGUGGUUGCGUUGGAGAUACUGCAACGAGUCACAGGAAUCCGAAUGCGCUACGAAAUCCGGUUAAAAUUUAAGUAGGAACGGGAAAUAGACCAACGAGAUUAUUAGCUUGUCAAUUAACGCGCUCGUUGCUUAAGUUUACUUGUUGACGUUCAGGCAAUGUACAGUUUUUCAAAUACAAGAUUAACGUAGUUAUCGCGACAGAAAUGCCAAAGAUGUUCAUCACUGUUUAACAAAAGAGAAAUAUCGCUUUAGUAUUCCGUACGAUUCCGGAAGAAAUAAUUGUAGACGACGACGGAAACUGCUCUAAAAGUACAAUCACACUUUUCCUCGAACGUAGUGAAUGUACGUUCCAAUAAAAUGGAAGACAUUUGUACAAAAUU